GUGAGACCUUCCGAGGGGAACGGGGGAGACGCGCUCAGGGCCCCAGUUACGGCCAGGGAGGGCCCGAGGUGUCGGGGCUCGUCUCCCAAGGGUGCCCGAGGUCUAGAACCAGGAAUCAUUGACCCACCGGCUCUUGGCUCAGGCGUGGGGGCUGGCUCAAGGGCUGGUAAACAUUGACACGCUGACGAAUGCACAGUCCUCUGCCUGCUCACCAGGAAGAACCCAUGGGCCUCGCUGCGUGCCUGGCCGGGCUCCCUCCCACAGGGGUGAUGGCCCCGGCGGGCCUCCUGGCCUGCCUCCUGCUCCCGCUGCUGGCCGGGCCGGGCCGGGCUUGCCCGGAGGGCUGCGACUGCUUCGGCCGGGAGGUGGUGUGCUCGGCCGAGGAGCUGGCGGCCAUCCCCGCGGGCAUCCCCGCGCACGCCUCGGACCUGGUGCUGGUGGAGACGUCGCUGGCGGCGCUGCGGCCCUGGGCCUUCGCCAACAGCAGCCAGCUGGCCAAGCUGGUCUUCCUCAACAACGGCAUCCGGCGCGUGGAGGCCGAGGCCUUCGGCGGGCUGCCGGGGCUCCGGGACCUGGAGAUCUCGGGCAGCCCCCUGGAGGCGCUGCCGGGCACGGCCUUCCGCAACCUGACGGGCCUGCGCAAGCUCACGCUCAGCUUCGACGGGCUGCGGGGGCUCCCCGAGGACCUGUUCCGGGGCCUGCACGGCCUCGAGUCUCUCCAGCUGCAGGGCAACGCGCUGCGCGGGCUGCCCGAGGCCGUCUUCCAGCCCCUGCGCGCCCUGCGCGAGCUCAACCUGGCCCAGAACGGGCUGGGCUGCGUGCCGGAGGGGCUCCUGGCGCCCCUGGGCAGCCUCCGCACGCUGAGGCUCAGCCACAACGGGCUGGCGGCCCUGCCGGCCGGGCUCUUCCGGGGCCUGGGCGGCCUCCGUGAGCUCUUCCUGGACGCCAACGGGCUGGAGGCCCUGCCGGCGGCCGUGUUUCGCGGGCUGGCGCGCCUCGAGCGGCUCUGGCUGCAGCACAACGCCCUCGGCCGCCUCCCGGCCGCCCUCUUCUGCGGCCUGCGCAGCCUGACCUCCCUGAGCCUGGAGGGCAACGCGCUGCGCGAGCUGCCCGGCGGCCUCUUCGACGGGACGCCCGGCCUGGCCAGCCUGUCCGCGGCCCACAACCGGCUGGAGCGCGUGGCGCCGGGGCUCUUCCGCAACACGUCCGGCCUCCGCGUGCUCACCCUGUCCCACAACGGCCUGCGCGGCCUCCCGCCGGGCCUCUUCGACCCCGUGCCCGGCCUCAGCCAGCUCUACCUGGGCAGCAACAACCUGACGGCCCUGGACAGGGGCCUCUUCCGGAACCUGAGCCAGCUGGAGGUGCUCAACCUCUCCCACAACCAGCUGAGCGCCCUCCCUGAUGGCCUCUUCGACGACAACUUCAGCCUCUACCACCUGGCCCUGCACGGCAACCCCUGGGCCUGCGACUGCCGCCUGGCCUACCUGCUCCACUGGCUGCGGGAGUAUGUGGAGGGCCUCUACAACCGGCACACCUACUGCGCCAGCCCGCCCUACCUGAGGGGGCAGCCGCUGCCCGCGCUGCGGCCUGAGCAGCUGGUGUGCCCGGCGGCGCCCUCGGACGCCCGCGACCUCUGGCCUCUCCCCGAGGACCGGGACGGGUGGGGCGGCGGCUGGGAUGCGGCCCCCGCCCGGUGCACCUACAGCAACCCUGAGGGCACGGUGGCACUGGCUUGUGACGGCGAGGUGUGCCGAUGGCUGCGCGUCCACUUGUCUCCCAGGCAGACCUCGGGCCCCGCCAGCCUGCCCUUCAACUCCACUCAGGAAUGGCUCCUGAGAUCAAGCUGCGGCUCGGUCCGGGUCACCGUCUCCAUCCACGCCCUGGGCGCAGAGGGCUAGAGAGGCCGGACACCGAGGAGCGUCUCCUAGGAAACCAAGAAAGAAAGGGCACUAUUGACCGCCUCCAAAUGAGACUCCCUCGCCUGCACCCCGGGGGGGGGGGCCCAACUUCCCCUCCCCUCCCCCGGGGGCCUUUGUCCCGCCUCCAUCUGCCCUUUCUCCCUUCUCAGCAGGCAGGGAUGGAACCAGGCUUGCAUUCUGGGACAUCCCUAUUGAUGCUGUCCAGUGUCUGCAGAACAAUCGCCCCCCUGAGCUUUCUUCUGGCCAUUGAAUAAUUAAAGCCACAACCAGCACAAGGAA
Monodelphis domestica (gray short-tailed opossum) is the source of this 2198-nucleotide messenger RNA. It is a transcript of the gene CPN2, whose product is annotated as carboxypeptidase N subunit 2. NCBI's taxonomy places the organism in Eukaryota, Metazoa, Chordata, Mammalia, Didelphimorphia, Didelphidae. Gene Ontology annotation, molecular function: protein binding. Gene Ontology annotation, cellular component: plasma membrane. The record is from RefSeq and is a predicted model, not a curated record.